AUGGAUUUCCCACGCCCCCUUUCCAUUCAUGCUCCCUUCCCCUAUCCGACAAACACCACCAAGACCACUCCCAUCGUCGCCAUGGCCUCCAUUCCCACACCUGCGCCCUCUCCUCCCCCAUCCACCAAGGGGACAACCACCACCACCACCACCACCACAGCCCAAGACACCCUCCAGCCAUGGAUCGAAACCCCCCUCAUCUACUCGGCCCAAAUGUCCCGCAACGCCGGGUGCAACAUCUACCUCAAGCUAGAGAACGUCCAACCCUCUGGGUCGUUCAAGUCCCGCGGAAUCGGCAACAUGAUGCUCGAAGCCUCCCAAUCCACCCCCCCGACAACAAAAACCCACUUCCUCUGCUCCUCCGGCGGCAACGCCGGCCUGGCCUGCGCAACCACCUCCCUCUCCCUCCCCAACAGCACCGCCACCAUCGUCGUCCCCCUCUCCACCUCCCCCUUCAUGGUCCAAAAGCUCAAAGACGCCGGCGCCCAAGUCGUACAGAAAGGUCAGUCCUGGAUCGAAGCCGACACUUUUCUCCGCGAGGAACUUCUCGCCAAGGACACCCCCGGUGUGGAGAAUGUUUACGUCCCCCCGUUUGAUCACCCUGCCAUCUGGCGCGGGGCUUCUACCCUGAUUGAUGAGGUGGUUAGGCAAAUGCCAGAAGGCCAAAAAAUGGAUGCGGUGGUUUGUAAUGUUGGAGGGGGCGGGUUGGCGAACGGUGUCUGCGAGGGCGUUCACAAGCAUGGGUUGGAGGAUGGGGUCAAGGUUGUGGCGCUUGAGACCGAGGGGGCGGAUUCGUUGUUUCAGAGCACGCUCAAGGGGGAGUUGGUCACGCUGGAGGGGAUUACGAGUUUGGCGACGAGCUUGGGCGCUAGGACGGUCAGUGAAAGGACGUGGGAGUGGUAUCGGCAGAUGAAGGGGGGGGUUUGUCUCGGGGGUCGUGACGGAUAA
This is a messenger RNA of Podospora anserina S mat+, 948 nucleotides long. RefSeq lists its product as uncharacterized. The coding region runs from base 1 to 948 and encodes 315 amino acids. Lineage: Eukaryota; Fungi; Ascomycota; Sordariomycetes; Sordariales; Podosporaceae. The record is from RefSeq and is a predicted model, not a curated record. Gene Ontology annotation, molecular function: L-serine ammonia-lyase activity; threonine deaminase activity; pyridoxal phosphate binding. The transcript is spliced from 2 exons. Gene Ontology annotation, biological process: L-threonine catabolic process; L-serine catabolic process.